ACCUCUAGGCAGGGGCGGACUGACCAUUUGGAAACUCGGGCACUGCCCGAGGGCCUGGGGUCAGUAGGGGGCCCCAUGAGAUGCCCCUGGUACCUUUUUCAUAGGCUUUUUUGAGUUUGGGCAAGGACACAGGGGCCCGAUGAUCCCCUAUUGCCCGGGGUCCCCAUGAGUUGUCAGUCCGCCCCUGCCUCUAGAAGUGUGGAUCAGCAUCCUUAGCAGGUCUGAAUCUGAUUGGCUGUUUGUAGGAAA
This is a messenger RNA of Staurois parvus, 249 nucleotides long. Lineage: Eukaryota; Metazoa; Chordata; Amphibia; Anura; Ranidae. The record is from the annotation of a GenBank genome assembly.